Molecule: messenger RNA, 546 nt
Organism: Podospora anserina S mat+
Lineage: Eukaryota; Fungi; Ascomycota; Sordariomycetes; Sordariales; Podosporaceae
Exons: 3
Coding region: 1-546 (181 amino acids)
Biological process (GO): endoplasmic reticulum to Golgi vesicle-mediated transport
Source: RefSeq, a predicted model, not a curated record
AUGGCUUCUCGAUUCCCCUCCUCAACCCUCCACCAACGCGACUCCCGCUCCGACCUCUUCAAAGGCUACUCCGGCGGCCCUUCCUCCCGCACCGCCUCCCCAUCAACCUUCAACUCCCAACCCGGCCGAGCAGGCGGCGGGUAUGGCUACGGGGGGUACACAAGCAACAAUGGCAGUUCAUCACUAGGAAUCGGCGAGGGGAGUUCCGGCAAUGGCGGGUAUCGGUCAGCGACUCCAAAUCGAAAGGGCCAAUACUCAGACGCGGUCCUCAACGAGCUCGAAUCCCAAAACGACGCCCAGGUCGACGGCAUCCUCGGCAAGGUCCGGAUACUCAAGGACAUGACGGUUGCGAUUGGGGACGAGAUCAGGGAGAGCUCGGCGCUGGCGGAGAAGAUGAACGAGGGCUUUGAUAACACGAGAUUGAGACUGAGGGGGACGAUGAACAGGAUGUUGGUCAUGGCCGAGAGGACGGGGGUUGGGUGGAGGGUUUGGUUGGCGUUUUUCGCGGCGGUGAUUGUCUUGUUUGUUUGGGUAUGGUUGUUUUAG